Molecule: messenger RNA, 858 nt
Organism: Penicilliopsis zonata CBS 506.65
Lineage: Eukaryota; Fungi; Ascomycota; Eurotiomycetes; Eurotiales; Aspergillaceae
Exons: 4
Coding region: 1-858 (285 amino acids)
Source: RefSeq, a predicted model, not a curated record
AUGUGGGAAUGGUGGUACUACUUUCUCUGGGUAGUUCUGUUCAUUCAGGGCGGCCAGGGCCAGGUUGCCUAUGACCCUGUCACCAACGCCCUCGUGUGCUCCAAGGCAGGAGGCAGCUUCUGCAUUGGCAAGUCUCUUGAUGCGACAACUAUGGCUUCCUGUGUUUCUGCGACUGUGGUGGAAGUUCGCUCCUGUGGUAUCCAACUUGCUCAAAUCAUUCCUUCGGACUUGAGAUUCGCUGCUGUUUGCUUCGAAUCUUCCCCCAGCAGUGGUGACGCUGUGUGCGCAUUCAACGGCACCGGGUAUACUCUCUCAAACGAGCCUGUCCCCGUCCCCGGCAGUAUCCUCUGCGACUCCGUUGGUAAUGGUAACGGGAGCGAAGAGAACCCCCUGGCUACUAGGAGACAGGACACGCCCUCGAACUCCUCGUCGGACGCGGCCACCGCAUGUAUCAACCCCGACGUGACGGCUUCAACGCAGACCGUCAACCCCCUGGCACCCCCGUACUCAGCAGCUUACCCAAUGUCCAGCGAUCUUGGUUCCGGCCUUUCUACCCCGUCUCUUGUUGCAACUCAGAGUGUCGGGAUACCCUCCUCCUCCUCCGGAACGCCUAGAGUCCUCACUCUCACUGAGUCGCGCGCCCACUCUACCACGACGGUCACGUCUACGUCCACCCAUCCUGUGAGUACGAGCACUAUUAUUGUCACGGCGGGCAUGCAUACCAAGUCUGCCGCGUCUGCUACCCCGUCUUCAAACAUUGGGGUUAGUCUCGCUGGUCAUCGGGGGCCUUAUGAUGUCUCUGGCGUGCAGGUUGCUUGGGCGAUGUUGGCUACCAGUUGGGUUAUCUUGUUGUCCUAG